Molecule: messenger RNA, 2722 nt
Organism: Vigna unguiculata (cowpea)
Lineage: Eukaryota; Viridiplantae; Streptophyta; Magnoliopsida; Fabales; Fabaceae
Biological process (GO): intracellular monoatomic cation homeostasis
Cellular component (GO): mitochondrial inner membrane
Source: RefSeq, a predicted model, not a curated record
AACAUUGAGUUAAAGUUUAGAGUUUGGUUUGGACAUAAUACGUACAAGUGUUUUGUUCUUUUGUUUUAAGGUUGUGUUGUCCACAAACUAAGCAUUAGCAAGGAAAGCUAAUAGGAGCCAAAUCCAAAGGGCAAUGAAGUGUUGGAGUUGGUGAAUUAAUUAUAAAUUUAGUGUCUCUCUCUCUCUCUCUCUGCCUCGAUGCCACCGCUCUUACACAAAUCCAUUAUUUAUAUUUUCCAACAUUAAUAUGCCUAAUCUUUUCCUCUGUCUCUUACUUUUCAUCUUUUCAUGGCUACUCACUUCAAUCUGCAACAUCAACUUUUCAACUACUCAUCCGUUGGGCUAGAUGUCAGAAAAAGAACAACGGCUUAUGCCCUUCAACACGCCAAUUCAAAUGUUUUAGAUGAGAGAAACAAUAGUUCUUUGAAUAGUGGCAUGUUAAUUGGAUCUCUGUCUUCAUGUUACACAUCCUUCAAGAAGCUCUCAUCAUUGGCAGCAUCAGCUAAGACAUGUUUUUCUGGUUCUGAUGAUCAAAGCAAAGAAGCAAUUGAGGUUACUGAUGUUACAUCCAGUAGUGAGGGAAUAGAACAUAAUAGGGUGCACUGUGUUGUGUGGUUAUUGCAUGAAUCUUCUAGGAGUUUUUCCCAGUCAAUCAACUCACUUGGAGUAGCAAGGAGUGGUCCUGCUCUUGCAAUGGCUUGGAUUGGGAAGGAUGUGCAUGAAUGGCAUAGACGUAUUGCUUAUGAGGUUGCAGUUUAUGCUUUAAUGAAAGCAGUAAUUGAUUUGGAGAUAUUGCUUUCACAUGAACGACUAAAUGAAUUUUCCCCAGUUAAAGAGAUUUUGAGCCCACAAAUGAAUCAAAUGAGAGAGCACAUUGAAAUUCGACUGAAAAUGAAGCAUCCAUAUUUGGUGCAGUGGUUUAGAGACACUGAAAUGCCUCGGAUAGCAGGAUAUUUUAUUCCACUCCUAAAGAAGUGGUCCAUGGAAUAUGCAGGAAGCGGUAUUGCAGGAAUCAUUGUGGCUAUAACAUGUUGUAGUGCAGUGGUUAAAUUUGGCUCAAGGCAUAUCUGCUGCUCCUUACUUGUAUUGUCUCUUGAAGAUGUUUUAGUCAAGCUUAUGGACUUUUCACCCAAUCUUGCAUCUAUUGACAAAUUACAUCAGUUAGCAACUGAGGCAGGAUUUGAACAGGAUUUCUUGUACCAUUUUGGUGGGAAGGUUUUUCCCAGUGAGAAAACUGAGGACCUAGAGUUUUGGAUUGGUUUGGCCCACAAGAAACUAUUGAAAGCCUUCAAUGAAGAAAGCAUCACUUUAAAGAAGCAAAAUUUUCAGCAAAAGAUACGAGCAGACAGUUUGGCCACAUUGGGACUUUUUACAUACCUUGGAAGAAAGACUAGAAUGUUUUUGUCAGUAAUGGGCAUUAAGGAUCUUGAUGGAGUAGUCAAAGACUUCCUCAGUUAUCUGGAAUUUGGCAUUCUUUUCAUUUAUCCGGAAUUUUCCUCCAUCAGUGUGUACCAGUGUUUCAUGGAGGUGGUAACAGAUGAGAUAGGAUGGCUUGAUUUUUAUAUGUCCUUUGUUCAAAUAAACAGCAAGGAGAAAAGGUCUAAACAAAAUGCUCGCCAGGCAGAGAAAGAGAUAAUUUCUUCUGUAGUUUUUACUGUGUGCUAUGAUGUUUUCUCUGGGUUUGCACACUUCAAUCGCUCAACUCAACAAUCAUUGGACACAACAUCACGGUCAUACUUGCUUAUUUGUCAGGGUUUGCUUAGUUUUUGUCUGCAAUAUCACUGGGCUGCUUAUGACAAGUCGGGGGAAUCACUAAAUACCAUGGACCAUGCUGCAAUUGACUACCAAACAUCAUAUAUGGGAAGUAUAACUGGACCCAAGUUACCUCGGGUGUUUGAAGUUCAGCAGAUGUCACAUGAUUUAACUACAGAAGGAUGUCCAGAGAUUAAUUUUCGAAACAGUUGUACAUUCAAAAAGGCUUCAGUUUCUGCAAUCACAAGUAAGAAAACAUAUGAGAAAGACUCUUGUAUUGACAAGUCAAAUACUCAGCCUCAAAAUUUUAUCAAGAGAUACAUAAUCAAAUUGGCAUCCACAAGUGCAGACAUCUGGAUGGGUACUGUGUUGCUCUUCACAGAUAUUUCUGUUGCUUUAGAGUUACUCUCAAGGCAAAUGCAUGGCUGCAAGCCUUCGGGGAGUCAAAAAAAGAGGCUAAACAGAACCUUGACAGACAUAAUUGUGCUAAUUCCAGUGACAAUCUUGAUGCUGCUUCCUGUAACAGCUGUAGGCCAUGCAGCUAUUCUGACAGCUAUCAAGAAGUAUAUGCCAUUCUUGAUCCCUUCAUCUUAUUCUUCAGAGCGCUUGGAUGUUGUAAAGCAAAUAAAGCAAACUAGAGAGAUGGGUGAUCAGUUACAUUUGGCUCAGUUUGACCUUGAAGAUCAACCAGUAACCAUUUCUUCAAUAUGACCGAGUCUCAGUUACAUUUGAACUUCAUAGUGCCAGUGUUUAAUUAUUAGAAUCAAACUUUUUGGUCAAAAGUAGAAAAUUAUAGCAAAGUCCUUCCAAAUCCAAAGGGGUUCUGUAUAUUUGGAUAACCGUUAUGAAUACAUUUUUGGGUGCUGAAUAUACUUUUGGAGAAAGAUAACUUCUUGUAUCUUUUAUUUUGACAGUACUUCUGGAAGGAGUGUUAAUACAAACAUGUAUUGCUGCAAUGAGGUAAGAGUGU